Molecule: messenger RNA, 2056 nt
Organism: Pygoscelis adeliae (Adelie penguin)
Lineage: Eukaryota; Metazoa; Chordata; Aves; Sphenisciformes; Spheniscidae
Product: arylamine N-acetyltransferase, pineal gland isozyme NAT-3
Exons: 2
Coding region: 146-1018 (290 amino acids)
Molecular function (GO): acetyltransferase activity
Source: RefSeq, a predicted model, not a curated record
CCCUGAAGAGGAGCUGGAGGACAGUCCUCAAGCCCUGUCUGCGCUAGGUAAAGGAGAGCCAGCCACGCCACUUGCUUUAGCCUAAAACCAUCCCCCCCAAACCCCGGAGAGACACUGGUGGUUGAACUGGUUUUCCAGAGGCAGCAUGGACAUCAAGGAGUAUUUCACCAGAAUUUCUUACCGGGGCUCCUACGAUAAGCCAGACCUGGCUACCUUGACGGAUAUAUUCCAGCACCACGUCCGAGCGGUUCCUUUUGAAAACCUCAGCAUCCACUGUGGGGAAAGCAUUGAGCUGGACCUGGAAGUGACUUACAACAAGAUAGUGAGGAAGAAACGCGGGGGCUGGUGCAUGGAAAACAACCACCUUUUAUCUUGGGUCCUGAAAACCCUCGGCUACGACGUCACCCUUCUGGGAUCAAAAGUUUAUGUCCCAGAGUACGACGCGUAUGCAGAUGAAAUCGAUCAUCUGCUGCUAAAAGUGGUGCUUGACGACAAGUCCUACAUCGUGGACGGCGGGUUUGGGAUGGCCUACCAGAUGUGGCAGCCAAUGGAGCUGAUUUCGGGGACAGACCAGCCGCAGACUCCUGGGGUCUUUCGCUUCCUGGACGAGAGCGGGGUCUGGUACCUCGAGAAGGUGAAAAGGAAGCAGUGGGUUCCCAACCAAAGCGUCUCCACUUCCCAUAAUGUGGAAAAAGAAGUUUGCCGUCGGGUUUAUCUCUUUACCCUUCAGCCACGAGACAUCGAAGAGUUCAGAUCCCCCAACGCUCACCUGCAGACAGCGCCUGACUCUCUGUUUGUGACAAAGUCUAUCUGCAGCCUGCAGACCGCUGACGGUGUCCGGGCUCUGGUGGGGUGGAAACUCACCGAGAUAAAGUACAAUUAUAAGGAUAAUAUGGAUCUGGUGGAAAUCAGAAUCCUUGCAGAUGAAGAAAUAGAGAAAACACUGAAAGAGAAAUUCAAUAUAACACUAGACAAGAAAUUUGUACCCAUCAAUACAAGCAGGUUGUCUCUGUUUUAACUCACUGCCUCAAUUAUAAUUCAAUCCAGUGGCAUUACAUGCAAUCCUUUCCCCCUAUUUCUGACAAGCAUCUAAAGGUUAAGCUUUCUCUUUCCAUCUACACCAGUGUAAGGCAGAACAUAUUAGCAUGAAUCUGGAAAAGAAAUUGAUUUUCACAACUGCUCCUGCAUCUCUUUUUGGUUUGGGUACAACUAAUUUCUUCCUAGCUCAAUCAAAUCACUCCCCUUCUCUUUGUGCUUAGCUGGAAGCAGACUCUGCCCAUUCCCUACUCCUUUCAUCUCUUAAAAGCUUUUCCAAAUACAGGCAGAGUAGCAGGGCAGAGCAACGGAGCUGUAUGUCUCUUUCUUUAUGAUUUUGCGCUGCCACGUGGGGAAAAUCAUACCCACUCUUAAAUGAAUACCAUAUUAUUUUUGGAAUUUAAUAGCUAGAAAAACAAAGACACCAGUGCGGAGUUUGCUACAGUUAAGCCAUAAGCCUGUCCUUUUUGCUCUUGCAUUCACAACACCCUCUCACGCGGCAGUCGGACAGUCCCACGCCUGUGCUGCACUGUGCGAACACUUAUGGACGGGCUAUUUAUGGCCUAAAACUGAUGACGAGAAAUAUUAGUGGACAAUUCUGCCUUGUUUCAGACUUUACACGACUCCUGUUCUCUCAGUGGCAUAACCAAAAAGCAGUAUUUCUUUGAACUGAAAGUAUCUCCCAUGCAUUUUUUUUGCUCCCACCCAGCAGCGGACUGCUGGGAAUACAUAAGAGUGCUACUCUUCUCCGAGUGUUAUUGCACGUUAGUUGUCAUGGCUGAACUCAAACACAUGCGCAGAAUUAUUUUUCUGAAACAUAUCUGUUCUACUGAGGAUGUGUUUGCAGUGAUACUAAUUAUAUUGAUAUAAGGAGAAAUGAUGAAUCUUAAUCAGAUACCUAAAGGGUAAGAUUUUUAAUAUGAGAAAUUACUCAAAUGUAAUCACUUUGCCCUUUGAGAUGAUGCUUGAUGUUCCUUUAUGUACAAAUCAUGGAAGUAUUACAACUAUGCACUUAUAAUUA